Molecule: messenger RNA, 1449 nt
Organism: Monomorium pharaonis (pharaoh ant)
Lineage: Eukaryota; Metazoa; Arthropoda; Insecta; Hymenoptera; Formicidae
Gene: Dhfr
Product: dihydrofolate reductase
Exons: 6
Coding region: 803-1345 (180 amino acids)
Biological process (GO): tetrahydrofolate biosynthetic process; dihydrofolate metabolic process; glycine biosynthetic process
Cellular component (GO): mitochondrion
Molecular function (GO): dihydrofolate reductase activity; NADP binding
Source: RefSeq, a predicted model, not a curated record
AUACGUAUAACAACGAAUUCUGUUAAAGCAGUUUGAAUCAUUUUGGGGGCAAAACUUCUUAUUCGCAUUUGAUUAAAUAUUAAUGUAUUUCAGUAAGUCUCCAAUUAACCUUAAAAACUCAGUUGAUUAAAUUUAUAAAUUGCCAACUACAAAACUUAAAAUCGAUGCUCAAUUUUUUAUCAAAAAAUUAUUUUAAUUAAUUUAAAGUAUAUUUUACAUAAAUUAUAAUUUACAAAGAAUGCAUAAGGAAAACAAUAUGAUGAAGUUUAAGUUUUGCAAUUAAUGUACCGUUUCUUAAAUUUAAUCAAGCGAAGAUAAUCGGAGAUUGUGAAACCUUAUCUAAAUAAUUAUGCUAACGUUCAUGAUAUUGCAAAUCUAUACUCUUCUUUUUGUCCAAAAGUUUGAAUGUUGGUAGCACUAGAUCUGUUCACAUUGAAGAAAAAAGGAGAAGUUGAAAGAACAGACCGAUUAACAUCUUUAUUGGGAAGUGUAUAUCCUCUAGUUUAAAAGUUCUUCUCUUCUUUGUGGAUGUAGCUCUUAUGUUAUAAAGUUUUUUUUAAAUUCUUUUUGCACCUUUUAAGAGUGAUAAAAAAACAGUAAAAAAAUGGCUUAAAAUCUUAUCUCUUUAAGAGUAUUCUGCUUUUUCACAAUUUCAAAAUAGAAUAGUGGGGGAAGAUUCGAAUGGAUAUCUCGACCGUUAGUAUUUGCUAGUUAGUUUGCCUCGCGAUAAUCAGUAGAGGAGUCCAGAGCAGUCAUAAAACAAAGACUGUUGCAUCGGAUUUACUCAAGACUAUCUCUCGAUAUGCCGCCUAAAUUGGAACUAAUUGCCGCAGCAUGCGAGAAUAUGGGCAUUGGAAUAAAUGGAAACUUACCUUGGCGCUUAAAGAAGGAAAUGGCGUUCUUCACACGUAUGACGACUGACACAAAGCAAAAGGAUAAAAAGAAUGUCGUACUUAUGGGCCGACGCACGUGGGAGUGUAUUCCCAAAAAGUAUCGACCUCUGAAGGAUCGCAUAAAUAUGGUGUUGUCUUCACAAGCAUUGGAUUGCGGAGACGAGGUGAUAGCGUGCAAGAGUAUAUUGCACGCCCUCGACGUGAUCUCAGGAAUGCAGAAUCAAGUAGAAAGAGUAUGGGUGAUAGGAGGAAGUAGUGUGUACAAGAGUGCCAUGGAAUCUCCGCAUUUCGGACGAUUGUAUUUAACGCGUAUAAAGAAAAAUUUUGAGUGUGAUACGUUUUUUCCUCCCAUUCCAAACGACUUUGCAUUAAUCACAGAUCCAACUGUACCACAAGGCACACAGGAAGAAAAUGGAAUUGAAUUUGUAUAUGAAGUGUAUGAAAGAAGAUAAAUAACAGAGAUAUUUCUUUCAAAUUAUUCAAACUGAAAAUAAUUAAAUAAUAAUUAAAUAAUACUAAAUAAUUAAAUAAAAUUAAAUAAAAAUAAAUAAUGAAA